AAGAAUUAUGUAUAUGUCAAGCAAGCUCCUGAUCUCACGCUGCUCUUGGUGUCAGACUUCACUCUUAAGCAGCAAAUAGAAUAGCCGGCCCAAAUUAGCCUUUUUUUUGCGCUAAGAACUCAAAUUAGCUUUUAAGACUGCUUUUCUGCGCAACUAGUUAAGUGAUAGAUCAGAUAACCAUAAAUUAAAGCACCAUUUCCGGAGUUUCGUCCUCUCUCGUAGUCACAGACAGGCCGUACGAUCACUGAUUCCGUCCUUUUUAAGUCCCUCUCGCCUCCUUCCCAUUAGCCCCCAGGAACUAGAUUGAGAGAGUGAGAGAUGGACGCGGCGGUGAAAGGGCGGAAGGCGCCGGCGGAGGUGGGGAUCCAGAUGCCGGAGGCAGCGAAGGUGGCGGCAGCGGCGGACUUGGGGACAAUGAGCGGCCCGCUGGUGCCGGUGACAGGAGGACCAGGCGGUGCCGCCGAGGCCGGGCGGCAGUGGGACGUGGCCGGAGCGGUGGUGCGGGUGGCGACAGUGGUCUCGUCGCUGCUGGCAUUGGCGCUGAUGGUCUCGGCGAAGCAGCGCGGGGAGCUCUCGCUCUUCGGCUUCCAGCUCCCGCUCUACUCCAAGUGGUCCUUUUCCGACUCCCUCGAGUAUCUGGUGGGGAUCUCGGCGGCGGUGGCGGCGCAUUCGCUGUUACAGCUUCUACUCACCAUGAGGAAGCUGGUGAAGAAAGCGCCGGCCAUCCCAUCUCGUCGUCACGCGUGGGUUAUAUUUGCCGGCGAUCAGGCUUUUGCAUAUGCUAUGAUGGCUGCGGGCUCAGCUGCAGCUGGGGUGACCAACUUAAACCGCACAGGGAUCCGGCACACUGCACUUCCAGACUUCUGUAAGCCUCUGCACCGGUUCUGUGACCGCAUGGCUAUCUCAAUCACAUUUGCUUUUAUUAGCUGCCUCCUUCUAGCUAUCUCUGCAAUUCUCGACGUGCUUUGGUUGUCCAGGUACUGAGUGCUUUAAAAUCCCACUUUGCUAUCAUAUCUGUGUUCCAUGUAAAUAUCAACCAAAAAUUAGAGUAUAUGGCUUUGGAUAUUUUGUUCAGAAUGGA
Molecule: messenger RNA, 1081 nt
Organism: Phoenix dactylifera (date palm)
Lineage: Eukaryota; Viridiplantae; Streptophyta; Magnoliopsida; Arecales; Arecaceae
Product: CASP-like protein 3A1
Source: RefSeq, a predicted model, not a curated record